AUGUCUAAUUUUGAAGGAGUGGAGAUCUCAAUCAAAGUAGUGACAGACAAGGACAAAACAAGGGUUCUAUUUGUCGAGGGUGAUGGAAAUUUUGCGGAUAUAUUACUAAGUUUUUUAGUAAUGCCACUAGGAAGAGUCGUCAAAAUGCUGGCGAAUGACCAUGUGAAAGAGAAUAGGCCUACCAUAGGAUGCAUAGGCAAUAUAUACAAUAGCAUGAAGGCUCUUGAUUGCUCCUGUUUCUGUUCCAGACGUGUCAAAGAAUCUCUGACUGAUCCAUUGUCUUCUUUCGAUGAAGAGUGUGCUGGCCUGAAACUGGACAUAUGUGAUUAUCGUCCUUCGUAUUACUCUUGUCAUUCUAUUUGUAGUCUUAGCUUGAGGAAGUUAAGUGUCUACUGGGAUGAGCCGGUAUGUAAAUGCUAUAAGAAUAUGAAGUUGGGGGCAGGUGAAGAGCAAAUCCAAUCAGAUCGUCUUGGUAAAGUAUUCACUCUAGACGAUGCAACCUUCAUCGUAACCGAUGAUUUGCAUAUCAUGCCCAGUACAGGAACGGUCGCUGAAAUGGUCACCAUCCUAGGCUUUGGAAAACCAGAAGGCACUGCUAAACAGGAUGUGAAAUUAAAGCAUAAGGAUUUUGUAGACCUUUACAUUGCAUCUCUAAUUUCAGAGACACCACUGUCUGAAGUGAUUCUCAAGAAAACAGGGCAGGAAGUAAAGUUAGGUAAAAUUAUGCUACGAGCUAAGAAUACGGAAAGUGUACCCCAAGAGAGUGACAAAAAACAGAUGAUAUUGAAGAUGGUUAUUAACAAAUCAACAAAGAAGCUUUUGUUUGCGCGAGGGGAUAAGGCCAUAGUUGAUUUAUUGUUUAGUUUUCUCCCGAUCUCACUUGGAGGGGUGGAGAGAUUGCUAGCAGGAAAGCCUUUUAUUAAAAGUAUCGACCAUCUAUACAAGAGUGUCCACAAUGCUAGAAACAAGAAUUACUUCAAAAAUUCAGACAUCGAAAAGAGACUUAACCGGUCUUCGCUUGCGCAUGGAUAUCUACCCAAAAGCUAUGUCCUAAAUCUGGAUGAAGAAAAGUUGCCUUCUGACAUUGAGAAAUACUAUGUGUAUUAUCAAUUAUCUAAAAGUUUCUUCUAUGGCCAAGGGAAGUAUCUAAGGGGGCCUAAGACUUACAUGAUUUACGAUGAUCUCACCAUUGAACCCUUCUAUAUGGCAGACAUAUUUUGCAAUAAAGAGGAGGUUUCACCAUGCGAUUUGGAGGAAUUGAACCUAACGAUUGGCCCAGAAGAGGCUUUGAAUCUAUUGCAGGCUGCACUGACUACAAAACAUGCUUUGACCUCGGGGAUUCUGAAUCCCCAUCGUGACUUGGAUAUAUCAGUUCAUGAAUAG
Molecule: messenger RNA, 1383 nt
Organism: Salvia hispanica
Lineage: Eukaryota; Viridiplantae; Streptophyta; Magnoliopsida; Lamiales; Lamiaceae
Source: RefSeq, a predicted model, not a curated record